Molecule: messenger RNA, 915 nt
Organism: Blepharisma stoltei
Lineage: Eukaryota; Ciliophora; Heterotrichea; Heterotrichida; Blepharismidae
Source: the annotation of a GenBank genome assembly
AUGGCAGAACUAACCUUAAGAAAUAAAUUAGCUGAGAUUUUGAGCAAACCAAACAAUCCAGAACUAGAGAUGGAUUUCAGAGCAACUUGCUCAGCGAUUCAACUCGAUACUAGUCUUGAUGACCCACCAGUAAUGCAAGCUUACGAAGAUUACCUUAAUGCUUAUCAACAAAAAACAUCUCUUUAUAAUCUUAAAGGUGAUAGAUUAAUUAUUUAUAACACUGAAACUGAAACCCAAGAAGUCAAAAUCUUGCAGACUCCACAACCACUAGACUUAUACACUUGCACAACUCAACUUCCAAAUGGCAAGCUAUUCUGUUUUGGUAAUAUCGCACCUUUUGGAAAUGCAGCACUAAUUGAUUUAAAUGGAGGAAUCGAAGUGCUGCCAUCUGGAACUUCUUGUGGAUUUUCAUCAUGCAUCUGUUUCAACAAAAGCGUCUAUUGCUUUGGAGGAUAUAAUAAAGGCUACUUAACUCUAUCUAGUAAAUUUGAUUUGGAUCAAAAUCGAUGAUUUCAAUUAACUCCGAUGCCAAGAUCUGAUUAUCAAUGCCAUAGUAUAAUGUUUAAUGGAAAUAUUUUGUUUUCUGGAUAUUAUAAUAGACAUCUUUUUUUAUAUUCAAUUGAUAUUGACUCUUUCUCGACAAUUCCUUAUGAGUUUGCUAUAAGGAGAAGAAAGAUCCUGAUAAAUGCAGAGAGACUUUAUUUGAUUGAAUGCGAUAAAGGAGGAGUAAUCUAUGAAAGUGAAAUUGGAAGUUACAUGAAUUGGAUACCAAUUGAAAAAACAAUAAAAAUUGAUUGGAGUACUCAGCAAGUGUAUUGCUCAUAUAAUAAAGGAGGGAUAUGCAUUGGAAUAAAGGGAUCUGACUACUUCAAGUUUGAUUUGAAAGAAAAGAGAGUGAUUGAAUUAAAAAUCUAA